ACUUUGAACACUGACAGUAAAGUUUCAUAAUAGCGCCAAAUCGCGCAAUUUUUGGAAUUUUAACUCAUUCUCAUUUCUCAUUGACAUUUUUACUGUUUAUAACAAUGUCUGAAGACGACCAUCACGCAGGGUUAGAGUUAUCCGAUAUAGUAGAAGACACUGAUCAAUUCCUUGAAAACGAUUUUCACCCAACAGAAGUAACAGAAUCUGAGCAAAGUAUAAUCCAAGAUUCUGAGAUUUUAAACUCUGAGGAUACAAUCGUAUUAGAAAAAAAACCGCAAAAUGCCAAUAAGGUUGAAAUUGUACGUUCCACAAAACUUCCUAUGGCUAGGAUAAAAAACAUAAUGAAAAUGGAUCCAGACGUGAACAUUGUAAACGCCGAAGCAGUUUUCUUAGUCACAAAAGCAACUGAGAUGUUUUUAGAAACAAUCGCAAAAGAAACAUUCACAUACACAACCCAGCACAAAAGGAAAACAAUAACCAAGAAAGACCUGGAUGUAGUUAUCAACAAAGUGGACUGCCUUUGUUUCUUGGAAGGUGCUAUGGACUUUUGAAGGCACUAGUUGUAUUGAUACAUUUAAUUAAAAUAAGGAAAAAAUUGUAAAUAUUUUAUCAAUAAAUCAUUUAAGCUUAGCUAUUUAAAUAGUAUUUUUAUUAAUUUAUAAAGUAUUUAGGCUUAAAAUGUUAAAAAAUUAAACCACUAACAAUCAAUAUUAAUUUUUUUGAGUUAAAUUUUAGCCACGGUGGCUAAACUCAAAUAUUAUAUCCCAAUAAUUAUAUCAUCUAUAAAUUAAGUGUAACUGAGCUACUACUAUCAGGGCAGUUACUUUAGCUAGUGUAGAUAAAUAACAUGAAUCUUUUAAAUAAACUGAACUUGUAUAGAUAUUGCGUUGUGUUCCUUUAUCUAUGUGAUAGUUUUAUUUAUAUAUAUUUCUUAGAUUAAUUCAUUAUUCAUAAGUAAGAGAUUGGUACAGUUUCCUAUAUUAUAUAUUCAUGUUUUUGCAAAGAUGUCUGAUGAA
Molecule: messenger RNA, 1019 nt
Organism: Vanessa atalanta (red admiral)
Lineage: Eukaryota; Metazoa; Arthropoda; Insecta; Lepidoptera; Nymphalidae
Gene: PolE4
Product: DNA polymerase epsilon subunit 4
Exons: 2
Coding region: 105-554 (149 amino acids)
Cellular component (GO): epsilon DNA polymerase complex; nucleus
Molecular function (GO): protein heterodimerization activity
Source: RefSeq, a predicted model, not a curated record